CCAGGCGGCAAGCGGCGGCUGCAGGGCGACCUGGAGGUGUCCAGGGCUUUCGGCGACCUGCAGUACCGACCCGUGGGUCUCUCCGCGCACCCGGACAUCACCGGACCCUGGACCCUGCUACCGCCACUACCGGUACCGGUGCCGGUAUCCGCCAACGAGGAACAAGGAGCGCCGGCCGCCCCUACACCCGAAUCGCUGCUGCAACAACCGCUGGCCGCGUUCCCAACCCCACUGUUGCUGCUGGCGUCGGACGGACUGCUGGAGGUCAUGAGCCCCCAGGACCUGUGCGACCACGCGGCAGCGCAGCUCUCCGGCGCCCCCCACCCGCCCCUCACCCCUCCGCCGCCACCCGCCAUUGCACUGGGACCCGUGGGGGGGCUGCAGGCUGCUGCUGAGGGAACACAUGCAGAAGCAGCCGCGGUUGAGACAAUGGCAGCGGCAGCCGCUGGGGCCGCAGCGGCGGGUGCGGCACCUGCAGCAGCAGCGGCGGCGACACCAACAGCGGCAGCGGCGGAACCAACGGCAGCCGCAGUGGCAGGCGCUGGGCCCGGGGGGACAUCGUCAGGCGCUGGUCCCGGGGCGGGAAUGGACAUGGAGGCGUUGGAGGGUGUUGGCUUGGCGGGGUGUUGCGAUUGCGAUGCUGUGGCGAUGGCUGCGGCGGCGGCGGCGGCAGGAGACAGUGAGGGGCCCUGCGCUGGCCAGGCACUCUCCGGCCGCUCCUCCCGCCGCCCCGCCCUCCGCACCCCCGCCUCCGCUGCCGCCCGGCUGGUGCAGGAGGCGGUGCGGCGGGGCUCCAUGGACAACGUGGGCGCGGUGGUGGUGCAGCUUCCAGGGCGGGUCAUCCCGCCCCUUACCUCGACAGCGGGGAACGCACCACCCUCCGGCGUAUCGGCUGUGGUGGCAGGGGCGGAGGCGGAGGCCUCUUCAACAAGUGGCGUUGAUCCGGUAGCAAUCCACGG
This is a messenger RNA of Astrephomene gubernaculifera, 959 nucleotides long. Lineage: Eukaryota; Viridiplantae; Chlorophyta; Chlorophyceae; Chlamydomonadales; Astrephomenaceae. The record is from the annotation of a GenBank genome assembly.